Molecule: messenger RNA, 965 nt
Organism: Paecilomyces variotii
Lineage: Eukaryota; Fungi; Ascomycota; Eurotiomycetes; Eurotiales; Thermoascaceae
Product: mitochondrial carrier domain-containing protein
Exons: 6
Coding region: 1-933 (310 amino acids)
Source: RefSeq, a predicted model, not a curated record
AUGUCUACCACGACAGGAGCCUUCAUUGCUGGAGGCAUUGCAGCCUGCGGAGCCGUCACCGUUACCCACAGUUUCGAGACCGUUAAAAUCCGCCUACAAUUGCAAGGAGAGCUGCAGGCAAAGGACGCAGCUGUCAAAAAGUACACGGGUGUCUUCCACGCGAUCAAAGUCAUCCUGAAAAAUGAGGGUCCACGUGGAUUGUUCCAGGGCAUUGGCUCUGCUUACGUCUAUCAAAUUCUCAUGAACGGCUGCCGUCUUGGAUUCUACGAACCCAUUCGUGGGGGUUUGGCUUCCGCCGUUUAUAAAGAUGCCCACGUCCAGAGCCUGGGUAUUAACGUCUUUUCUGGUGCGGUCUCCGGCAUGAUGGGAGCUGCACUUGGGUCUCCAUUCUUCCUCGUCAAGACUCGCCUUCAGUCACACUCCCCUUUCCUACCUGUCGGGACCCAGCAUAACUAUAAAAAUUCAGUGGACGGUCUGCGAAAGAUCCACCAGAGUGAGGGUAUCAAGGGACUUUACCGUGGAGUGGGAGCAGCUAUGGUACGGACCGGGUUUGGUAGCUCCGUCCAGCUGCCCACCUACUUCCUGGCCAAGCGCCGCUUGAUGCGCCACUUGGGAAUGGAGGACGGCCCUGCCUUGCACUUUGCCAGCAGUACUGCGUCUGGAUUUGUUGUGUGUUGCGUCAUGCAUCCUCCUGACACUAUCAUGUCCCGCCUGUACAACCAGAGCGGUAAUCUCUACAAGGGAGUGUUUGACUGCCUGUAUAAGACUAUUAAGACCGAAGGUGUCUUCGCUAUUUACAAGGGCUUCUCCGCGCAUCUGGCGCGUAUCUUGCCUCAUACUAUCCUGACCCUCAGUCUGGCAGAGCAGACCAACAAGCUUAUGCGCCGGUUUGAAGAUCGCUGGCUGCCCGAAUCUAUCCGUGCGAAGAUCUGAAUGAUUCUUCUUUGACGAGAAAAGUGUGCCAU